UUCUGUCAGUACGAGGAGGAAGAGGAGGAGGAGGAGGAGGGAAAUGAAUGCGUGAAAAGGGUGGAGGAGGCCGGACGGGUGCCGAUCUCGCCUGUAGGGACCAUGACCCUGGACCGCGGACCCAUGGAUGAGACGGACUGCCUCGCGCGCGUGAGGGACGGGGGCCGUUCUUUGUCCAGAGAGGUCAGCGCGGACCCGGGCAAGAGGUCCGCUCCCAAGCCUCCGUACUCCUACAUCGCGCUCAUCACCAUGGCCAUCCUCCAGAGCCCUAAAAAGCGGCUCACGCUCAGCGAGAUCUGCGACUUCAUCAGCGGGCGCUUCGCGUAUUACCGCGAGAGGUUCCCCGUGUGGCAGAACUCCAUCCGUCACAACCUGUCCCUGAACGACUGCUUCGUCAAAAUGCCGCGGGAGCCCGGGAACCCCGGCAAGGGGAACUAUUGGACCCUGGACCCCAUGUCGGCCGAUAUGUUCGAGAACGGCAGCUUCCUGCGGAGGAGGAAACGCUUCAAGAGGCAGCGGCUCUGCCUGGGCGCGCUGAGGGGUUUUCGCGCGCAGGGGCCACUCGGAGCGCACGCCGCAGCCUCCUCCAGCCUCCUCAGACCCGACCCGAGCUUGGAAAGUGGCCCCGGGUCCCACUUCAGCCCCGGCAUCCCACCCGUAAACGGCAUAAUACCCGCUCUCUCCUCCAUAUUCAGGAGCUCGCCGUCGCUACUGGACCCCGGACGCUGCGUAACGGUGCCAUCUCUGGCCCCAAACUUCGCGGUUCCCGUCUCGUUCCACGGAUUUAUGCUCAACUAUCCCUUUUCUCAGCUGUCCAUUUUUCCCUCCGGAGCCCUAAAAGUUUCUCCUAACUCAGCUUAAAAUAAUUAAAGUCUCCUGCUUUAGACUUUCCAGGGAGGUGAGAACGUCGACAAUGGGUUUGAAUAUAAUAAAUUGUUCAAACACUCUGACCACCAACAAUUUCAGCAAUAAAGCAAUUAUUUCCUGAUAGGGGAUGUUAUUGAUCUCAAUGUAAAGAGAUUACCUCAUUGUAUUAAGAUUGUUUUUUCUUUUCAAUUCAGAGAGGUUUUUGACUGGACUAUAACACAGCGAAACUGUGAUCUUUUGCUGCUGGAGUGAAAAUCAGUUUGAAAUGAACUUGGACCGCUCAUGUGAAUUCAAUGCACUCUAAAAAGGAUACAAGUCAGCAUGAUGAGUGGGGAAAAUAAGUGCCUUUUGCGCUCCACAUCUGAGGUCAACAGAUUUUUCUUUCAAAUUUGUGUUUUUCACUGAGUGUAAAGACACAGCUAAAGGACAUGAAACAGGUAUGGAAAAAGUAAAAUAAACAAAUGAUAUUACAAAGGCAUGACAUCUUUUCUGGUUUUGAGAUUUUACCAGAAGAAGAACAGUCAGUUUUGUGGACGGAGAUGUUAAAGGUUUUAUAUGCCACAAAGAUCAUAAAACAUAAUCUAAAUGUAUUUUUUAACAGUUCAGAUGCAUCGUCUAGAUGCACUUUGCACAAAUGAACCUGGACAACAUUUUAUUGAAGAAUAAAGAGUCGCUGAUUGA
This is a messenger RNA of Menidia menidia (Atlantic silverside), 1548 nucleotides long. NCBI's taxonomy places the organism in Eukaryota, Metazoa, Chordata, Actinopteri, Atheriniformes, Atherinopsidae. The record is from the annotation of a GenBank genome assembly.